Molecule: messenger RNA, 9132 nt
Organism: Vespula pensylvanica (western yellowjacket)
Lineage: Eukaryota; Metazoa; Arthropoda; Insecta; Hymenoptera; Vespidae
Gene: Mrtf
Product: myocardin-related transcription factor A
Exons: 14
Coding region: 1749-5051 (1100 amino acids)
Source: RefSeq, a predicted model, not a curated record
AUUAACCAGUUCAAUAAAUCAACGCUUUAAGCAUCGAAUUCUUUGUUCUCUCGUUGUUUUUUCAAGGAGCGUUUGCGAAAAAGAGGUGAUCCGGAUCAUUUUGUACGUUACGUCAAGGACGUAUCGACGGCUGGAUAACGAGACACGAAAUAUUUCUGAUUCAACAUUAAUAUUCUUUCCCGGUGAGAAGCUUUCGACGUGCACCAGUAAACGUAUAAAUUCGGCACGCGUAAACGCGUAUCCCCGAGCCUUUACGAUCGGACUGGCUGUAAAAUUUUCCCGUAGAACGACCGUAUAAACUCGCGUAUCUCCCGUUGUUACCCGCAAAGAUCGACGAGAGAAAAAAAGCGAGCCUUUGUCGAGAUUUUGUCGAUCGGCGAAAACGGCGUUGCUCGGUCCUGGCCUGUUGUAAUAACUUGAAAAUAUUGUUUUAGAUAUGUUUUGUUUAUUUUCUCUUUAUUCUAUGAAUUCUCUCCGGCGAAGUCGAAUAGAAUAUGUCAACAAGGAGGAUGUAAAUAUACAUUGGUGCGAACAAGUCGGAGAAAUAUCAUUGUUUACUUUCUUUUAAUUCUCGUAACGGGAAAGGCAUUCCUUCGGAAACGAACCGCGCGCACGGACGCAACCCAGACGCUGGAAAGUCCGACACGAAUUUUGAGCGUUAUCGCGCGAUGAGAUCGGCGCGAUGGAUCGGGCCGACGGGAUCGAGAGAAGAAAUCCGUAAGUACGUUACGAAAUCCAAUUACCUUCCCCGUUAGGACAGCGUGCUCGAGAAUGAUAAAACAACGUCGUUACGUUUUCAUGCCCGUUGACACCAGUCUUACGAGUUUCGCUUAUCAAAGGGUUUUAAUCGUCCCUCGUGCGAUCUUAUCGAUCGACGAACGUGUAUCGGGCCGUGUUAUAAGCUUCGCCUACACCCGUUGACGAAUCGUCCGGACGUAUUUCUUGAACGCGCAACCCGAUAAACUUUUUUCCUUUUCCUUUCCUUCGAUAGCGAGAGCGUCUAAUCGAAACGUUCGAAAUCGAGAAGACUUUCCCCUCGGGAAUAUAACUCAAGCGUUAAACGCGAAAGAGAACAACGCUACUGCAAUUUGUCCUCUUGUCGAGGUCGACGUUGUGCUCGGUCGACGCGUCUCGCAAGAGGGAGAUCAACCUCGUAAAUCUCAACUUUAUUUUCGAGGAAGAAAAAGGAUGACGGUGGUGGCCUUUACAAAACGAGGGGAAGAGAAAGAAGGAUAGGACCGCGAGGAGCGCAGAUUAUAUCCUCUCGAAACAGAUGUUUCGAGACGAGCGCCUUAAUUAAGAGAGUCUGGCCACAGGUUGGACAGCGGCUCCCCGUUUUGGAGGAUACAGCUCGAUCAGGACCUUUUGGAUACCAUAAGCGCGAUUUAUCCGGAGUGGUUUAAGUUCUUCUCCCAUAGGACUAUACCAACGGCCGUGCCUCUGCGUCCUCGUCGAGCAGCACUUCCGGCCCUCGGUCGAACAACGGGAGCAACGUGGCGGCGGACUCCAGCGGCGUCCUCGAGCACAAGGUCGCCAAGGGCGAUUCCAAAUUGAAAGCAAAGUCCAAAAGGGCUGACAAUUUCAAGGAGAAGGAUCGAGAGAGGAAGGACGCUAGGCGCGACAACAGGGACGAAAGAGACGCUGGGAACGGUAAGAAAAGCACGACGAAGGCUUCGCCGCAGCAGGAUAAAACGACGGUGGACGUGGCAGGAAGGAAGACGGCGGGUGUUCCAGUAUCAGGAGCAGAGAUGGCCGAAGGCAAUCAGUCGCCGCCGAAGGCGGAGGUCGACGACUCGCCCCUUCAGCAUGCCAUGGAUCGCAACAAGGAGUCGUUGAAGGUGAAGCUCAUGCUGAGGCGGCCGAUAAAUCAACUGGUUGCCCAGGGCAUUAUGCCGUCGCUGAAAACUCCGCCGGCGUUUCACGAGCAGCGGAAGCAACUCGAGCGAGCGAAAACCGGCGAUCUGUUGAAGGCAAAGAUCCAACAGAGACCCGGUAGGGAAGAGCUCGUGAGACAGCAUAUACUCGAGGAUGUGGGUCACGUGGAUCCGAGCCUAGCCGAGAGGCAACGGAUGCUGAAGAAGGCCAGACUCGCCGAUCAAUUGAACGAUCAGCUCAGUCAUCGGCCCGGUCCGCUCGAACUUAUUCAAAAGAACAUACUCCAUACGGAGGAGCCCAUCGAGAGGGCGGUGAAGGAGGGACACAUUCCCUUCAAGGCGACGUGCGAGGGACAGGUGACGAAACCUCAGCAUCCGGAUCACUACAUAACGUUCGAGGAUGACUCCCAAAGUUCGGAAGGUGCUCCGUCGCCGCAGUUGGAGUCGCGUUCGGACGUUCUCGAAACGGCAGCGGCCUCCGCGGGAAUCGUCACGGUCUCCCUCAGCAUCCCCACGACCGGCGGCGCGGUCGUCGUCUCGUCGACGUCGCCCGUUUUCCAGCAAGCCUCCGGAACGGAACCGACGAUACAGACCUUUGCCGAGCUGUGCAACACGGUCGUUGGAUCGCAACACCAAGCGCAACAGGCUCAACAACACCCGUCCGCUCAGGCGAAUCAAACGAACGGGGCAUCGGGCACGCUGCUCCCACUGGCGCCGGCGUCGAGUCCCAUGUCCUUGGGAUCGACGACCUCGAGCCUUAGUCCUCUGUCGAAUAUCUCGAUAGCCUCGCCACCGGCUCCACCGCCGGCAGCCAUCACUCCUAGACCACAGCCGAGUCCGAUCGCGUCCUCGGCGUGUCAGAGAAACGAUGCGCCGGGCAAGGACAAGAACAGGAAAAAAUCCAAGACCAAGAGCCAGCCUAAGACGCGUACGAUCAAGUUUCACGAGUACAAAGGUCCGCCAAACGCACAAAAGACGUCGGUUUCGUCUACGCCCCCCGGUCUCGGCUCGGCGCCACCCGGCGAGACGAGCUACGAGCUGCUCCUGCAGCAACAACAGCUAUUCCUUCAGUGGCAGCUCGAAUGGCAGCACAAGUAUCCUCAGAUUAUAUUGCCAGCCGCGCAAAAGCCGCUGUCUCUUACCAGCAGCGGUGCCAGCGAUGCCGGAAGCGUUAGCGGGAGCAGCGCGAACGCUCCGAGUCCCGCGCCCUCGAAUUCCUCGAACAAUCCAUCCGAGCAACCACCGCUCAGGCCCUUGGGCAAGUUGGAAGAUAUGAAAGUGAGCGAUCUCAAAGUCGAGUUGAAACGACGCAAUCUGCCGGUGUCGGGUUCGAAGCCCCAGUUGAUCGAGCGGCUGAAGCCGUUCACGGAAUCCUCCAGCGGGAAUUCGACUUCGAGCUCUAACGGACCUCACGUCACGCACAUGGGCCAUAUACUGAUGGACACGCCCGGUCCUAUGACGUCCGACGAAUCUAGUUCGCAAGCGAAGAGCCCCAGCUCGAUCGUCAAGGACGAACCAAAUAGCCCGCGGACGGAUUCGCCUCACGGCAGCGAGCACGACGAUCCGUCGAGCCCACCAGUUCGUGUUUCAGGAGACGAUAUCAUCAAAGAGCAAAGAAAACGGAUAGAAGAGUUGCAACGGGAGUUGUAUAAGUCCCAACAACAGCUUCAACAAAUUCGACAAACUCAGCCCGCGACUGUCCGCGCCGAGAAACUGGUGUUGCAGCAGCAUAUACAGAGCAAGAUGCAACAGCAGCAAUUAGCUUUACAUCUGCAACAGUUGCAACACUUGCAGCAGCAGCAGCAGCAACAGCAACAGCAACAGCAGCAACAGCAACAGCAACAACAGCAACAACAACAGCAGAAUCAUCAACAGUCCCAGCAGCAAAUGCAGCAACAGCACGCGACGUUCCAGCAUCUCAAUGCGAAAGCCAGUUUGGCUGCUUUUCUACAGACCCAGCCGAACAACGCGACUGCCAUUCUGGAUUCCGCAGCGCUCACGGCGAUUAACAAUAAGAAAAAUCAAGCUAAGAAUAGUACCACCGUUCAAAUACCUACCGCGAUAGUUUUGAACCUAGCCAAACCGGCCAAACUGAACGGAUCGUUGCUCGGUGCUCUAGUCGCGCAAGCCCAAGCUCAACAACAACAACAACAGCAGCAGCAGCAGCAGCAGCAGCAACAGCAAGCGAGCAGCACGGAGGAUGGUAAACCACCGCCGCCUCAAUACGACGAGGCAGCCAAAUUAUUGAAGGUCAAGAUAGAACCGGUUCAAAAGAGUCAUAUUAAGAGUCAAGUCGUCGACGACGUGUUGGAAAUUCUUAUUAAAAACGGAGAACUUCCACCGAGCGCGGCUCAGGAUCCGGCUACGCCUACCACUCCGAAUCGUCAGCUCCAACAGAAUUUGGUGUUUACCGCGCCAGCGGACAGUCCGACUCAAUCUUUAGUAUUCGCGGCCGCUAGUCCUAUCAGUCCGAUCAGCCCGAUGGCCAUGGAGGUCUCUCAAAGCGGUUGUCCUAGUCCGUCGACGUCGACAUCGGCAUCGACAUCGGUAUCGGCGUCUGCCUCGGCCGCGGCAUCGGCAUCGGCACCGCCACCGCCUCCACCGUUACCAUUGGCAACCUUUUCCAUUCAAUUACCUACUUCGUUACAGCAAUUACAACAACAAGAAGACAUCUCUUCCUUCGGAACGCACCUGUUGAAUUCGGAUAACGAUUUGGACGCAGCUAUGCUACUGAGUCCUCAAUCGGUGCAGGAAGCCUCACCGGAUCCGCAACCACCGCAAGAGGUCACAUCAUCGGACAACGCAAACUUGGAUCUUAAAGAAUUGGGAUUGGAUCUGGAGACAUUGGGUACGAUGGACUUUGGUCAACUCGACUGUGGCCUAGGAGUUAAAAUGGAAUCUUCCAGCGAACUUAUGGAUAUAGCGGACAUGCCGAUGGACAUGGACGAUCCCGACUGGUUGGAUUCCUUGAUGCCUCAGUCGCCGCCCUCUUCUACGCCCAUGUCGAUUCAACAAUCGGUUCCACACGUUACAUCCUUAUCCUCGGCAACGGAUAUUUACGAUCCGCUGCUGGCAAGUAGUCAAGAUCCCUUCGAUCUCUUUAACAUGGAAGAUUCGGACUUUAAGAUGUCCUCCGAACUCUCUCUAACGUGGGACAAGGUAGACUUUGCGACCUAGCCGAGAUUCAUUCUCGAAACUCAACUUUGUGUACUUAAACGUUAACGAGCAAGAAGCACGGACUACUAAUCUUGGCACCACGUACAUCGCGUCUGGACACGAGUGUAAUGCGCAUAUAUAUAUAUAUAUAUACAUGCAUAUAUAUAUACACAUAUAUAUACACAUAUAUAUAUACACACACAUAUAUAUAUAUAUAUACUUGUCGUGCAAAAAUUGUACCGAGUGUUAGGUGUCAUCACGAUAUUCGUUCUGAACGAAUCGUGGCCGAACAACGAGCCUGACUUUGUCGAUAAGCUCGAAUGCUUCGCACCGAAGAACUUGUAUCUGAUCGUAACGAAAAGUGAACGAUUCCAAGUGAAUUGCUCCUGAAUCGAAAGUCGAGAGAAGCAUAUCUUAGGUGGACGAUCGAGGGUGAAGAGGAUCUUUUCUUAUAGCAUGUGCACUCCUCGGUCUUCCUUCGUCGCUAAAAAGAAACUUAUAGAAAAAACAAAAAAAAAUACAAAAAAAAAUAUGUCAACGCACAUAAUCGUUGUACUUUCAGACGAUAUCACGAGUCCUAUCGCGAUAAAGAUAACUGAAAUGAACCUCCUUAUCUAGUUGGUUUCUCUAUCUAACCGGACGCGGUAUUUCACGAUUUCAAAACGAUAUCGGCUCUAGAUACGAGCGGAAGCAAAGACAACGAGACGAAUGUUUUCAAAAUUCUCCAAAGAGUCUUCUUACGACGUUUUUAGAUAUGUAGUUCGUACUCUAUCCAGUCUACGGUCGUGUGUUGCUUGAGUUUUAAUAAUCGCAAUUAGCGUGUGUGCAAAAAAAAAAAAUGCAGAAGAAACGGGAAGUACUACCUAUACGUCCUUCUCGUUUGUACUCUUUCCCUAUCCUUCUCCCUCAAAAAAAAACUGUAAUCAAUCGUAACAAAACUGCAUAAUUACAUUUACGAGAAUUUAAUAUAAUUAAAUGAAUAAUUGUAAAGGUAUACAUACGUUAGAUAGAUACUUAUAUAUGUAAAUUAUAAUACCUUAUAGAUAUAUAUACAUAUAUACAUAUAUAUAUGUAUAUAUAUAUAUAUAACACGCGCGCCUCUGUCCGAGAGUCGAACGUGUUUUUCGAGACGCUCGAAUCGAUCGACUUUUGGCAGCGCAGUUGCGAUAUUUUCUAAGCCAGAGCAUGUGAUGUUAGAAGGUACACAUACUUUAAUCUAUAAUAUUAUAUGUGGAAAGUACGAAUUGCUUUGUAGUAGCAACGGGCAUGGUCUCGUUACCGAGGUCGCGGCUUGGCGCGAUUCCUUCAGCUUUCUUUCCCAGAUGAUGUUUUCUCUCGCUUUUUCUUUUUCUUUUUCACUUUUUUUCUCUUUGAUUGUUGUUGUUUUAUGACAUUCCAUGUUUCUAAACUCAUGACAAACUAGAAUGAGAUUUCGAACCCAAAGCUGCCGGCCUCUCGUACCAGCUCGAGUCUUGGGCUCGUUCUGGGAACUUCGGUUGGCUCACGAAAAUCAACGGUGUUUUCAUAAAAAUCAAAAACGUCUUUAUGGAAAUAGGAUAGACUCCGAGAAUAGGUGCAGCGGGUUGUUCAGCCAGAGGUUCAUUAGUCGCAUCGAUGAUGUUUUCCGAUUCCAAAUACAUACCGUAUGAUCUCUGCUUGUGCUAUUAAUCUCGUUUACUAUCUCAUUCAAUUUCUUAAUCCCGCUUUGCUUUCUCGCGUCGUUUCAAUUUAUCACAAUAGUUAUGAAAAUUAGAUGCAUCUCCUCAUUGUAUAAAAAUAAUAAACAAUUAUUAUUCCAAUCACGAGUCCUAAGAGUAUCCUCUUUACGAGAGGGUAAAGUAAAUUGCUUGCAGUUUAUGAUUCUAUCAUUUCGACGAGGACAAUCAAGACCGCAUUCCAAGCACUUAGAUUUAGAGACUCCGACAUCUUUCUUGCUUAUCACGAUAGGAGGUACUUGAUAAGACCAUAUAGCGUACGUCAAAUAGAAAAUAAUCUUUGGCUGACAUUAUACGUAGUUUCGUCGAUAGUAACGUCGUUGUCGAUGCAGUUAUUUUCACGAUAUACAAACAAGUUAGAUCAUUUUUUUACCGAAUACAUCGAAUAACUCUCAAUUGUUUUUGCUCAAGCGUACUGCUACCGGCCUCGCCGAGACAAGUGUAGCUUCCUGGCGACGACGUAAAGAUACAACGGGAUCGCGCCGCUCGCCUCGGUAAUGCGGAGAGGAAAAUGAGGAUGCUGAGAGGAAGAGAGAGAGAGAGAGAGAGAGAGAGAGAGAGAGAGAGAGAGAACGAGAGUGAGAGAGAGAGAGAGAGAGAGAGAGCGUGUGGGUGCUAUGCAUGUGUAUGGAUUUUUGCAGAAGAAAAAUAUGUAAUACGAGAAAAACGCGUGGAUGAGUCGAUACGCGUGAGUGUGUACGUUGGGAAAAGAAUGUGCGAAUCUUAUCAAAGUAUAAUAAAUCAACGGUGCUAAUAGUUAUUGGAAACCCCAAAUUUUACAUCGAUCGGAUAAUAAAUCGGAAAUCACUGUUUUAAAUCUUUCUUUCCUUAUACUCUCGAUUCGAGAAAUUAUCUAUGUCUAUACAUAUACAUAAUGUAUACGUAUAUACGUAUACAUAAAUAUAUGCUGAAAAUGAGCGAGAGAAGGGAAAGAAAGAGUAAUGGUCCAUACGCAAAUUCGAAAGAAAAGGAAGAGCGAAUGACGAAAAGUAUUUGCUAAGAAAAAUGCGUCUUGGCGUAACGUCGUUGGCACUGAUAUUUACCAUCGUGUAACGGAGAGCAGCUAAAGUGCAACAUUCCAAUGAUUCGCUCCAAUCAGAGAUCCUCGAACCAUCGCCAUGUUCCGUGUUAUCUGCGUUGAUAUGAAAACAAAAAAAAAAAAAAGGAAAGAAAAAAGUCCAAAAGAAAAGAAAGAAGAAUAAAAGUGCAUAGAAGCUUUCUUAUCAUUUUCUUUUCGAAUCGCGCGAACUUGAGAUCGAUGAAACGGUGAUUAAGCCGUUAAAGUAUAAUAUAAUCAAUGCAUUUAACGAAUAAUCGUCAAACUGAUUUCAUUCGGUUAAUCUUUCUAUUCGUUCGUAGCGAACGUUACCGACAAUAACGGCAUAGAAGAAGUUUACAUUUCUUUGCAUUUAAAUUUACCGCACGAUCGAAUUCUUCUUUUCUUGCGAGGAAAACGGAACAUGAUAUUGGCGAAUAGCGUAAAGUUGAAUGUGCCAAAUUUCCCUUGCCAUCGCGUAUAUAUGUAUUUACUUACGUGUAACGAUCAUUGCAAUCGUCAUAAUCAUCUCGUCACUAUCGUCGCGUUACAUCAUCGUUCGUUACUUCGACGGGUCUAUCCGAACGAGCGAGAACGAUUCUUUUCGUAUCGACACGGAAAGUAAAGCGAAGAAGCAACGAACGAUGAUCUCGAUAAAUACGCGCCGAGCAUUGCUUUCUUUUUUCCCUUUCUCGAUGCGUCGAUGCUAAUUCUGUAUAAAUAAUCAAUUCAUUUCAAUUUCGAAUCGUUAAUCAUGAAUCUAUCCGAUGAUUGAUUGAUUUUGUCAGGCUGUGCGAAUCUGGUAGUCCGCAUUAAAGCGUACGUGAAUCUCUUUGUAAUUACGUGUCGUAUGUAAGACAAAAGAGAGAAUAAAGUGUGAGCGAAAAAAUAUAAAUGUAUGAACGAUCGUGUACAGAAAUUUGCUUGGUUAGAGAUAAGUAAAAUGAGAGAUUGCGCGAGCGAGAACGUGUAUGCGAAUACGCACGCGCGCGUGCACGACGUGUGUUGUGUGUGUGUAUAGGUGGGUGUGUGUGUGUGCGUCAGAGAGAGAGAAAGCAAGGUAAAAAGAGAAAGAUCGAAAGUGAGAUCGAACGAGUAAACGAGAGGAUGCUGCAUGAAUGAUGAAUCUUGCUAUCGCAUUGAAAACGGAAUACAAUCGAGCGAAAACAUAUUUUCUAUGCGCAUACGAAAGAAAGAUACGGAUUUUGUUAUGUAUCUUUGAAUUUAUUACAAUAACGUACUUUUAAGUAACCGAUCACCUAAUUAUUGCUAGAGAGAGUGUUAUUUAUUUUUAUUUGUUGCAAAUUUGUCGAUUGCCUUCCAUUUGAGUAAAUAAAUAAAUAUAAAAUUA